UGACUUUCUGCAGAUUAAUAAUUCUCACAUUUUUUGAUGGAACCAGAUAACCAGACGUGGGUGAGUGCAUUUAUCCUCCUUGGCUUGUCCAGUGACUGGGACACUCAGGUCUCUCUCUUUGUCCUGUUCUUGAUCAUGUACCUGGUGACUGUGCUGGGGAACUUUCUCAUUGUUCUUUUGAUCAGACUGGACAGCCAACUUCGCACUCCCAUGUAUUUCUUUCUCACCAACCUCUCCCUUGUUGAUGUCUCCUAUGCCACAAGCAUAGUCCCUCAACUGCUGGCACAUUUUCUUACAGAACAUAAAGUCAUCCCGUUCCUGAGCUGUGCUGCCCAGCUAUUUUUCUCCCUGGCCUUGGGUGGGAUUGAGUUUAUUCUACUGGCAGUGAUGGCCUAUGACCGUUAUGUGGCAGUGUGUGACCCCCUGAGGUAUGUGGUCAUCAUGCAUGGAGGGUUGUGUGCUAGGUUGGCCAUCAUAUCCUGGGUCUGUGGCUCCAUUAACUCUCUUGUGCAUACUGUCAUCACCUUUCAGCUACCCAUGUACACUAACAAGUAUAUUGACCAUAUAUCCUGUGAAAUCCUGGCUGUGAUCAGGCUGGCUUCUGUGGAUACUUCCUCCAAUGAGGUCACCAUCACGGUCUCUAGCAUUGUCCUUCUGAUGACACCCUUCUGCCUGGUUCUUUUGUCCUACAUCCGGAUCAUCUCCACCAUCCUAAAGAUCCAGUCCAGAGAGGGAAGGAAGAAAGCCUUCCACACCUGUGCCUCUCACCUCAUGGUGGUUGCCCUUUGCUAUGGCAUGGCCAUUUUCACUUACCUCCAGCCCCACUCUAGUCCCUCUGUUCUUCAAGAGAAGUUAAUCUCGCUCUUCUAUGCCAUUUUGACACCCAUGCUGAACCCUAUGAUUUAUAGUUUAAGGAAUAAGGAGGUGAAGGGGGCCUGGCAGAAACUAUUAGGAAAACUCUCAGGGUUAACAUCAAAAUUGGCAACGUGAUGUCUCACAAGUAUCAUUUAGAAAAAAGAGCUUUGCCUCAGUGUUCUUCAUCCCAAUGAGAUGUGACAGGCUUAAACCGCAUUGCCCU
Messenger RNA from Carlito syrichta (Philippine tarsier), 1078 nucleotides. RefSeq names its product olfactory receptor 2F1-like. NCBI's taxonomy places the organism in Eukaryota, Metazoa, Chordata, Mammalia, Primates, Tarsiidae. Gene Ontology annotation, molecular function: olfactory receptor activity; G protein-coupled receptor activity. The record is from RefSeq and is a predicted model, not a curated record. The transcript has a single exon. Gene Ontology annotation, biological process: G protein-coupled receptor signaling pathway. Gene Ontology annotation, cellular component: membrane. The coding region runs from base 37 to 990 and encodes 317 amino acids.